AUGGCACAGUUCUCAGACGGCGCAGUACUAGCAUCACAGUGGCCGAUCCCGCCGCUCAACUUCUUCGACUACGAGAUCGAGGCCCUGCCAGAGGACGCCGGCACCUACUUCUACCACUCGCACGUGGGCAUGCAGGCCCUGACCGUCUUCGGCGCCCUCAUCGUCGAGGACUGCGCGGCGCCGCCGUACCAGUACGACGACGAGCGCACGCUGCUGUGGCACGAGCACUACAAGCAGAACGACUCUGCCUUCGAGGCGGGCCUGCUCGCGGCCCCCCUCGUCUUCGGCGGCGAGGUGCAGGCCGUGCUGCUCAACGGGCAGGGCGUCGCCAUCAACCACACGGCGGGCGAGAUCCCGGGGGACGCGUCGUGCCAGCUGCCCGUCGUCGAGGUCGAGCCAGACAAAACAUACCGCUUCCGCUUCGUCGGCGCCACGUCGCUCACCCACUCCAUCAUGGCGUUCGAGGGCCACGAGAUCCUCACCGUCAUCGCCGUCGACGGCGGCCAGUACACGCAGCCCGCCGCCACGUACCGCAUGCAGAUCGGCAGCGGGCAGCGGUUCGACGUGCUCUUCAAGACCAAGAGCCAGGCCGAGCUGGACUCCGCGGGCAAGACCGACUUCUUCAUCCAGUUCGAGACGCGCGACCGGCCCUCGGUGUACCAGAGCUACGGGGUCCUGCGGUACACGGGCGCCAACAGCAGCGCCGAGGGCCAGCCGCCCGUGCCGCCCGCGCCGGCGGCGCCCGUGUUCAACCUCACGACAAGGACGUACGACUGGCUCGAGAACACGCUGCAGCCGCUCAAGCCGGACCCGGACUUCCCGGCGCUGGAGGAGGUGACGCGGCGGGUGGUGAUCGACGUGGUGCAGCUGCUCGACCCGGCGACGGGGCAGACCAUCUGGCAGCUCAACGGGCUCAACUGGAACGAGCUGGUCGCGUACCCGGUGCCGCUGCUGGUCGACAUCUACCUGCGCGGGGAGGACGCCGUGCCCGACUACGACGCGGCCGUCGCCAACGGCGGGUGGGACCCCAAGAACAAGGCGUACGCCGCAAAGGUCGGCGAGGUCCUCGAGAUCGUCUUCCAGAACACCGGGUCCACCGUCAACAACAAUGGUGGCGUUGAUGUUCACCCCUUCCACGCCCAUGGCGCCCACUACUACGACUUGGGCAGCGGCAAUGGGACGUACGAUGCCAACGCCACCGAGGCCGCGAGGGUGGAGGCCGGGUACACGCCUGUGAAGCGUGACACCACGAUGCUGUACCGGUACGAGACCAAGACGACGGCCGGUGCUGAUGCCGGGUGGCGGGCCUGGAGGAUCAGGAUCAACGAACCGGGCGUGUGGAUGAUUCACUGUCAUGUCCUUCAGCACAUGGUCAUGGGAAUGCAAAGUGUCUGGGUCGUCGGCAAUGCGAGUGAGAUCCAGAAGACUCCUACCGAGUUGAGCCAGGGAUACUUCACAUUCGGGGGAAGCGUCACUGGGAACAAGACGUCCGACCCGCAAGUCUACGAGCAGUUUGACCACGGCACGUCGACUUGCCCGGUGUAG
Molecule: messenger RNA, 1545 nt
Organism: Diaporthe citri
Lineage: Eukaryota; Fungi; Ascomycota; Sordariomycetes; Diaporthales; Diaporthaceae
Exons: 2
Coding region: 1-1545 (514 amino acids)
Molecular function (GO): copper ion binding; oxidoreductase activity
Source: RefSeq, a predicted model, not a curated record